This is a messenger RNA of Pipistrellus kuhlii (Kuhl's pipistrelle), 1663 nucleotides long. It is a transcript of the gene RBFOX3, whose product is annotated as RNA binding fox-1 homolog 3. Gene Ontology annotation, biological process: nervous system development; regulation of alternative mRNA splicing, via spliceosome. Bases 160 to 1410 code for a protein of 416 amino acids. Gene Ontology annotation, molecular function: mRNA binding. NCBI's taxonomy places the organism in Eukaryota, Metazoa, Chordata, Mammalia, Chiroptera, Vespertilionidae. The record is from RefSeq and is a predicted model, not a curated record. The transcript has 12 exons. Gene Ontology annotation, cellular component: cytoplasm; nucleus.
GAGGAGGAGGAGGAGGAGGAGGAGGCGGCGGCGACGGAGACCCAGAGGGCGCCCGGGAGGCAGGGCGCGCGCACUCGCCCAGGGACGCGCGGAGGGUGCGGGCGGCGCAGCGAGCGCAGAGCCGCCUCGGCCGCCCGCGGGGCGCCCCCCUGCCGCCCCAUGCUGUGCUCCAUGGCCAACUCCGGCUGCCUCCUGCUGCCCAGCGCCGGCAGCAUGCUCCCGCACGCCGUGCCCUGCUCUCCCGCCUUCCUCUUCCUCCAACAGGGCAGCCAGGACGCCACGGCUCCGCCUGAAGCGAUGGCCCAGCCCUACCCCCCCGCCCAGUACCCGCCUCCCCCACAGAACGGCAUCCCGGCCGAGUUCGCCCCGCCCCCGCCGCACCCCACCCCGGACUACCCGGGCCAGACCCCGGUGCCCCCGGAGCACGGCCUGACCCUGUUCACACCAGCACAGACCCACCCCGAGCAGCCGGGCACCGAGGCCAGCACGCAGCCCAUGGCGGGCGCCCCCACAGUGCCGACAGACGAGGCGGCCCAGACGGACAGCCAGCCGCUCCAUCCCUCCGACCCCACCGAGAAGCAGCACCCCAAGCGGCUCCACGUCUCCAACAUCCCCUUCCGGUUCAGGGACCCCGACCUGCGGCAAAUGUUCGGGCAAUUCGGGAGAAUUUUAGACGUGGAGAUCAUUUUUAACGAGCGGGGCUCCAAGGGCUUUGGGUUUGUCACGUUUGAAACGAGCUCAGAUGCUGACCGCGCCCGGGAGAAGCUGAACGGGACGAUCGUAGAGGGACGGAAAAUUGAGGUCAAUAACGCCACGGCCCGCGUCAUGACCAACAAGAAGACGGCGAACCCCUACACCAACGGCUGGAAGCUCAACCCGGUGGUAGGCGCAGUCUAUGGGCCUGAAUUCUAUGCAGUGACGGGGUUCCCGUACCCCCCCACGGGCACGGCCGUGGCCUACCGGGGGGCGCACCUGCGGGGCCGCGGCCGGGCCGUGUACAACGCGUUCCGGGCAGCGCCGCCCCCGCCGGCCAUCCCCGCCUACGGAGCGGCACUGGAGCAAACGCUUGUUAAAAUGCCCGUCCCAUGGGCAGGCCUGGCACCCUGCCCCCUCCCUCAGCAGCCUCCGGAGCCGGCCCGCCCCUCUCCGGCGCUCCCUCCACUCUCUUGUCCGUUUGCUUCCAGGGUCGUCUAUCAGGAUGGCUUUUACGGUGCUGAGAUUUACGGAGGCUACGCCGCCUACAGAUACGCCCAGCCGGCCGCCGCCGCCGCCGCCUACAGCGACAGCUACGGCCGAGUCUACACCGCUGCCGACCCCUACCACCCCCCCAUCGGCCCCACGGCCGCCUACAGCAUCGGGACCAUGGCAGGCCUCUGCCGAGGAGGGCACAGCCGCUUCACCCCCUACUAGCAAGAGGCCCACCCCUAGGCGCAGUCACAGACUCUAGCACACACCACACCCAGCACCCCGAGCCAGGCCCAGCCUCAGGAGGACAGUGCGCCCCGCCAGCCGCUCGCUGGCCGGCCGCGGUGGCGUGUGUGUGACUCGGUCCCCGUGUGUCUGAGCCCUGGGUUUGGCUUUGUUGACGUUGUGUUCCCCAACCCCAAGCCGGUUCAGGUACAGUACCCACAGCGGGCGGCUGAGCGGCAGGGCGUCCCGGCCA